GAAUUCCAAACUGCACAGAAUGCUGAGUCUUCCCUCCAGCAGGACGCAUCAGACAGUGCCAGGAAGCGGACUUCUGUAAUUCACUGACAGCGCAUUUACAACGCGUCUCCUUGAGCUUUGCAACAAGCUUCGGGUAGGAAGGGAGUUGGGGCCGUGGCCAGCGCAGCUGGUAGACCGAGUCUGCGGACAAACUCGUGGGACCCUGGCCAUGUCGCCUUUAAUGCCCUGCCCCUUUACAUUGCCUUCUGAGGGUUUCCAAGGCUGGCUGGGAUUCCUUCCCUUCCGCGCUCUCUUUCUCACCCCCAACCAAACCCAGCGGGCAGGACUCCCCAGAGCCUAGACCUCUUGACUCUGCCCCCGCCCGAGGGUGGCCCUCGAGAGCCGGACUUCGCCCGGCCCUGGCUGGGACCAUGGUGUUUCUCUCUGGAAAUGCUUCCGACAGCUCCAACUGCACUCACUCACCCGCACCGGUAAACAUUUCGAAGGCCAUUCUGCUCGGGGUGAUCUUGGGGGGCCUUAUAAUUUUCGGCGUGCUAGGAAACAUCCUAGUGAUCCUCUCCGUGGCCUGCCACCGGCAUCUGCACUCGGUCACUCACUACUACAUCGUCAACUUGGCGGUGGCCGACCUUCUGCUCACUUCCACAGUGUUGCCCUUCUCGGCCAUCUUCGAGAUCCUGGGCUACUGGGCCUUCGGCAGAGUCUUUUGCAAUAUCUGGGCGGCAGUGGACGUCCUGUGCUGCACUGCGUCCAUUAUGGGACUCUGCAUCAUCUCCAUCGACCGCUACAUCGGCGUGAGCUACCCGCUGCGCUACCCCACCAUCGUGACCCAGAGGAGGGGGCUCAUGGCCCUGCUGUGCGUCUGGGCGCUCUCACUCGUCAUCUCUAUAGGACCUCUAUUCGGCUGGAGGCAGCCGGCCCCAGAAGACGAGACCAUCUGCCAAAUCACGGAGGAGCCAGGCUAUGUGCUCUUCUCCGCUCUCGGCUCCUUCUAUGUCCCUCUGGCCAUCAUCCUAGUCAUGUACUGCCGGGUUUAUGUGGUGGCCAAGAGGGAGAGUCGAGGCCUCAAGUCCGGCCUCAAGACCGACAAGUCGGACUCAGAGCAAGUGACGCUUCGCAUCCAUCGGAAAAAUGUCCCCGCAGGGGGCAGCGGAGCGUCCAGCUCCAAGAAUAAGACCAACUUCUCCGUGAGGCUCCUCAAGUUUUCCCGGGAGAAGAAAGCGGCCAAGACGCUGGGCAUCGUGGUCGGCUGCUUCGUCCUCUGCUGGCUGCCUUUUUUCUUAGUGAUGCCAAUCGGGUCUUUCUUCCCUGAUUCCAAGCCUUCAGAAACUGUUUUUAAAAUAGCAUUUUGGCUCGGAUACCUAAACAGCUGCAUCAACCCCAUCAUAUACCCAUGCUCCAGUCAAGAGUUUAAAAAGGCGUUCCAGAAUGUGUUGAGAAUCCAGUGUCUCCGCAGAAAGCAGUCCUCCAAACAUGCUCUGGGCUAUACCCUCCACCCACCCAGCCAGGCCUUGGAGGGGCAGCACAAGGAUAUGGUGUGCAUCCCAGUGGGAUCAGGAGAAACCUUCUACAAGAUCUCCAAGACGGAUGGGGUCUGUGAAUGGAAGAUUUUCUCUUCCAUGCCCCGUGGAUCUGCCAAGAUUACCGUACCCAGAGAACAAUCAGCCUGCACCACAGCCCGGGUGAGAAGUAAGAGCUUUUUGCAGGUCUGCUGCUGUGUGGGGCCCUCCACUCCCAGCCUGGAAGAGAACCAUCAAGUUCCAACCAUUAAGAUGCACACUAUCUCCCUCAGUGAAAAUGGGGAGGAAGUCUAGAGGACAGGAAAGGUUAGAAGGAAGGGAGGAUAAUCUUAGGUAUCCAUUCCACUUCCCACCCAGACAGCCAG
Messenger RNA from Orycteropus afer afer, 1882 nucleotides. RefSeq names its product adrenoceptor alpha 1A (gene ADRA1A). The record is from RefSeq and is a predicted model, not a curated record. Gene Ontology annotation, biological process: phospholipase C-activating G protein-coupled receptor signaling pathway; adenylate cyclase-activating adrenergic receptor signaling pathway; regulation of cardiac muscle contraction. NCBI's taxonomy places the organism in Eukaryota, Metazoa, Chordata, Mammalia, Tubulidentata, Orycteropodidae. Gene Ontology annotation, cellular component: membrane. Gene Ontology annotation, molecular function: alpha1-adrenergic receptor activity.